Messenger RNA from Aaosphaeria arxii CBS 175.79, 1332 nucleotides. RefSeq lists its product as uncharacterized. The record is from RefSeq and is a predicted model, not a curated record. The coding region runs from base 1 to 1332 and encodes 443 amino acids. Gene Ontology annotation, molecular function: phosphoric diester hydrolase activity. The transcript is spliced from 2 exons. Gene Ontology annotation, biological process: lipid metabolic process. NCBI's taxonomy places the organism in Eukaryota, Fungi, Ascomycota, Dothideomycetes, Pleosporales.
AUGGAGGACACUAAACAGCAACAACCUCCUCAGCAGAGGAUCAUACUGGACCGCUCAAUUUCCUCGACGUCCACGAUCGUAACGCUCUCACCUCUCUCGGAGAAGGAGAAAGAGUCUUGCAUUGUUGUAGAGACUCAGAUCUCAAGUGUCGACUCAGACGAGGAGCUGGAUGCGCAAGGAACGCCAAAAUCGCGCCAUCCACGAUUGCAAAAGUUGGCGGGUUUUGCAAAGCUAAAGAGCUUGUGGACGCCAUCAAGUACAGAUGAGGAGUCCCAGACGAACUCCAGGCGAUUCAUCAUUACCCGACGGUGGCUGAUCAUCCUCGCGGCUCUGAUCUCCUUUGGCAUCAUCGCAGGACUAACCUAUGUUGCCUUUGUAGCGUCGUUGAUCCGACGGCUCAACCCUCCGCAGCCAUCUAAUGGUCUCCAACGCAUCCUAAAGGACUGGAAGGAGCCCACUGCCGAAGGUGCCUACACGUUCGACUGGAUGGAUGAUUUUAGCCGCGACAUUGUGCCCAAGAACUGCCACUCGCACAAUGACUAUUGGCGCUCCGUUCCUUUGUACGAGGCUCUUGCAGCUGGCUGCUCGAGCGUCGAAGCAGACGUCUGGCUCACAGAAGACAGUGACUUCCUCGUCAGCCAUACCCGGAAGCAGGCCGCGAAAGAACGAACACUGAACAGUCUUUUCCUAGACCCCAUCACCAACAUCUUCAACCAGCGAAAUGUCUCCGUAGCGUCGACUGAAGAUAAGGAAGUGGGAAUGUUCGACGUGGAUCCGAACGUGACCACCACGUUGCUCAUCGACAUGAAGGCCGACGGACAAAAAGCAUUCCCUGUGUUGCUCGAGAAACUACGACCUCUCCACGAGAAGGGCUGGCUCACAUAUUUCGACGGCACCAAAGUUGUGCGUGGCCCCCUGACCAUUGUCGGGUCUGGCAGGACACCGUUCGAUCUCGUUAAAGCCAUGGACAACGACCGCUUUGUAUUCUUCGACGCGCCCUUGAGCGACAUCGCGAACCCGGAGUACACGACCGAGAACUCCUACUACGCCAGCACGAAGCUCUACAAUGCGAUUGGGCGUAUCUGGUUCAAUGUGCUCGCUCCGAACCAGGUCGAGACGUUGAAGACGCAGAUCAAGGCCGCUGCGGACAAAGGCCUUGUCUCCCGUUACUGGGACUUGCCUGCGUGGCCCAUCUCGCUGCGAGACAAGGUAUGGUUUACGCUCACGGCGAACAGUGUCGGCGUGCUGAAUGUCGAUGAUCUUGUCAGCGCAACGCGCUGGAACUGGAACUGGUGCAUUGUCGCGGGCAUUCGACUUUGCGGUAACAGUUAG